Suillus paluster is the source of this 1896-nucleotide messenger RNA. RefSeq lists its product as uncharacterized. Gene Ontology annotation, cellular component: fungal-type vacuole lumen. The record is from RefSeq and is a predicted model, not a curated record. The transcript has 14 exons. Gene Ontology annotation, molecular function: metallocarboxypeptidase activity. The coding region runs from base 1 to 1779 and encodes 592 amino acids. Lineage: Eukaryota; Fungi; Basidiomycota; Agaricomycetes; Boletales; Suillaceae.
AUGUCGCAAGCUAACCUGACUGAGAAGAAAGCUGAUGAGCUUCCAGGAGUUCACGCCCGCGCAUCCACUACGAAGUCUUGCAAGGCCAAGGCUGUCGCAUUCAAGAUCGCACUCGCUGCACUCGCAAUCUCUGCUUCAACGUACUUCGUGAAGAGACCCUUUAACGGUAUCCUCACCGGCCCACUCGAGGAGUCACAGGGUGCAGAUUUGUGCCCUCAGGUAGAUGAAAUUGUUCCGGAGAAGAAUGGGGACAUCUGGGAGGGUCUUCAACGCACAUACGGUACUGAGGAGUUCAAAACGAGAGCUGUAGAUUGGCUUGGAGGAGCUGUGCGAAUUCCCACAGAGACAUUCGAUGACAUGGGAGAUGUAACAGAGCCAGUCUGGGAGAAAUUCCUCCCAUUACAUGAUUAUCUGAAAGAAUCGUUCCCUUUACUUCACUCACACUUGGAACUUACAAAAGUCAAUACAUACGGACUGUUGUAUGUGUGGAAAGGCUCAGAUAGUGCUUUGAAGCCACUCCUUCUCGCGGGUCACCAAGAUGUGGUUCCUGUCUUAGAAACGACGAUCGACGAAUGGCAGCAUCCCCCAUUCUCCGGGUACUUUGAUGGGGAGAAACUUUGGGGUCGUGGGUCGUGCGAUGAUAAGAGCGGUUUAAUUGGAAUGAUGUCUGCAAUUGAAUCCAUGCUAGAGAGUGGCUUCAAGCCGACUCGCACGGUCGUGAUCGCGUCAGGUUUUGAUGAAGAAGUAAGUGGUUUACGGGGUGCGUCUUCCCUAGCUACCGAAAUGCUGGAGAGAUUUGGAGAAAAUGCCUUUACCAUGCUUGUCGACGAAGGCGCUGGGUACGGCGAGGUAUAUGGUCGUGACAUUGCAGUACCUGCAAUCGGCGAGAAAGGUUCCUUGAACGUACGAAUCAAAGUUACAUCUCCCGGUGGCCAUUCGAGCCUUCCUCCACCUCAUACUAGCAUCGGCAUGCUCGCAGAGCUCCUUGUCCAGUAUGAGAAAAAUCCCUUCGAGGUCCACCUAAAGAGAGGAUCGCCGACUUACAGGAGUGCUCAAUGCACGGCUCAACACGCACCAGGCGUCAGUUCCUCACUAAAGAAAUACAUGUUACGUGCAGAGCACUGUGAUGGAGCACUUCGCGCUGCUGAGCAGGAACUCUUUAUGGAUCGCGCUUUCAUGAGCCUUGUUGGCACUACUCAAGCCAUUGAUCUCGUGGAUGGUGGUGUGAAGGUAAACGCUCUCCCGGAACAGGCGUGGGCCAUUGUGAAUCACCGAAUUUCAACAGAAAGUUCCAUCGCUGCCACAAGAGUGCGAGACAUCAAAUUAUUGGAAUCCCUCGCAAACGACUUCAAUCUAUCUUACACAGCCUUUGGUAGCCAUAUUUCCAAUGCAGAUGUGCCUUCAUAUGGCACCCUGACCCUCUCCGAUGCGUUUGGUGAUGGUCUGGAACCAGCACCAGUCACUCCAUCCGGCGAAGAUGCUGCGCCGUUCAAGCUUUUAUCUGGAACUAUCAAAGCAACCUACAACACCCAUAGAAAUAUUUCCGGUUCAGAUGCACUUAUUGUGAGCCCAGGCAUCAUGUCUGGUAACACAGAUACACGGUUCUAUUGGAAGUUGACUGACCAUAUUUUCCGAUAUGGUCACCUAGAGGGAGCCAGUGGAUCUAUUCCUUCUGGCGUGCACACAGUCAAUGAAGCAAUCUCCGUCAAUAACUUCGUUGAAGUUAUCCGAUUCUUCACCACUUUGAUUCUCAACGUAGACGAAUCAUCCCUUCCUUAGGGUAACCUCAAGUUGUGUAUCAAAUAUUAUUGGAUGCUUGCUAUAUGAUGUUCUCGUCACCGUGACCGUACAGCUGAGCAAUGAACAAUUUCCCUCGCUUGCAGACUUCUAACAUCU